Messenger RNA from Oncorhynchus mykiss (rainbow trout), 2866 nucleotides. Its product is annotated as adenosine receptor A1-like. The record is from RefSeq and is a predicted model, not a curated record. Gene Ontology annotation, molecular function: G protein-coupled receptor activity. Gene Ontology annotation, cellular component: plasma membrane. Gene Ontology annotation, biological process: G protein-coupled receptor signaling pathway. Lineage: Eukaryota; Metazoa; Chordata; Actinopteri; Salmoniformes; Salmonidae.
ACUGCUUCAACAUUGACACAAUUGAUAUGUUUGUAUAGACACGACCAGGAGAUAGGUGGGCAGAGAGGGUAAUGACGGUUUAUGAAUGUGAGUUUAUUCUGUCAGUCAGCACAGAAGAAUAGAGUGAGAGGAAGAGAUAGGGAGGUAAAGAACGAGGGAAGGUUUACAGAGGACAGAUUAGAACUGUCAUAGACUUACAUUUUACAUUUACAUUUUAGUCAUUUAGCAGACGCUCUUAUCCAGAGCUAUACAUCCACAACAUAUCAGGUUCAGCCAUGGAGCACAUGUGGCUGAACUCGGUGAGUCAGUGUGUGGUAUCUGUGUCGGUGAUCGUGGUGAGUGUGAGGAUGUCUAUGGUUGGUGGUGGAAUGCAGGAGGAUGGAGGAGGCCAGGGUGGAGGUGGUCAUACCCGGAGCGGGAGUGUUUCUGCCUGCCUGAAGUUGUGUCUGGGCUGGGUGGGGGCAGUGGGGGGUGCGGUGGGGGUUCCUGUCUCUGUGCUGCUGAACCUGAGGAGUCCCCAGUGCCUGUACACCUGCAUCACCCUGGUGUGCUGUCCUCUGCUGGUCAGGCAGUUCACUGUCUGCCUGCUGCUGCUCAUGACCCUCAACUCCCACCUGAAGCACCGCAUGGGGAGCAGGUACAGUUUGCUGGUGACACGUCGUCGGGCCCUGUGUGUGGUCCUGCUGUGCUGGGUGGCCUCUGUCCUCUCCUCCUUUGCCCAGUUCAUCGGCUGGAACGUCCUGGACACCUGGGGAGGGGAAGAGGGAUGGCUGGAUGGGCUGGGGCUGGACGGCAUCCCCCCAGGCAACUGGACCUCCCCUCCUCCCCGUCCGAUGCCUCCCAAGUACAACCAGGACCGCUCUGUGAUCGGGAAGUACCUCCCUUACGGCGGCUUCCUGUCUAAGUUCUACGUGGAGGAUCUCCAUAACUUCACCUAUGCAGAGAUCCAUGGGAGCCACUGGGGGGUGUGUGCCCCCGACACUGUUCUCAGCCCCCAGUUCCUGGUCUAUGUCUAUGGGGUGACCGUCUUCCUGCUCCCCCUAAUGAGCCUGCUGGCCAUUUACCUAGAUCUGGUCUGUGUGAUGCCCAGACAGGACCCUGAUGGUCCGGGCUCUGGCCCCCCAAAACACCGCUCUCCCCGUGCCCGCUCCCUAGGCCUCUCCCUCUGCCUUCUUGUCCUCCUGUGCCUGCCCCUUCACAUCACCCACUCCCUCCUGCUUUUCUCCCCAGGCACAUUGCCCCCGACCUGGGCUUUCCCGCUGGUCUCGCUCCUGUCGCAGCUGUAUGGUCUGGUGCCCCCUCUCCUCGUCACCAUUCCCACACAACGGGUGGGGGCCGAACAGGUACCUCUGCCCCACCUGGCCCCCAUAGGGGGUAAGACGGUGGGCGGAGCCCUGUGUUCAGCUGUGCAGGCGGCAUCCUGUUCACUCAAAGGGAGGCUGUGCCCAGAUGUGUGUGUGUAACAUGGAACGGGAAAACAGGGAAGGUGUGUGUGUUAACACGUUGUUACAACACCAGCAUUCCCAUCUCAUAUGUUCUAAUUCACUCUUUUAGGCUCUGUUUACACACAUGUCUAAUAUGGUAAUACAUCGAAAUUGCUGAACAUCCAAUUUCCCUGGAGGGUUGCCCACAAACAUAAGUUCCAAUCAUUGUGUGUAAACAGCGCCAUGUAUCAUUGUGUGAUUCACAAGGAGCUUCUUUGUGUAUGUUUCCCCAUAUAUAUUCAUCAACCUGUCAGUAGCACAUACUAGUUAAUUCGUUUUUCACACACUGUACUGUUUAAUUAUUGGGUCCCAUAUCAAAUAAGGUCACUAACCAGGCUUACAUCCAACCUUUUUAUGCUGUGUAAAGUACAUUUCGGAUAAAAAAGGUCAAGACAGGCCUGAUGGAAACAUCUAAUUUGUCAGUAGACGUUCCAAAUGUCAGCCAAACAAAAUACGCUAGACAAGCUGGGAUCUUUUUGUAUCUGUAAAAUUCAUAAUGUGAGAAAUAGCGAGGAAACGCCUCGCAAAUAUUUAUAUAAUAAUCAUACCUUUAUAACCAUCAUACCGAAGUAAACUCGGAGUCACACAAUGACAUGGUUUGUGGUCCUUCCACUACGACUCGGGAAACCAUGUCGUUUAUUAGGCUACAGAUUUAGUAAAUGAUAAUCAACUUUACAGGGUGGUGAAAAUGCAAGUGAUGAACGUCAUGCUCCUUUACAAUAAAUAUUGAGGGUCUCCCUCUGCCAUUUAACAAAUUAAAAUGAUAUUGCUCUUUUAUCCAGAAUAAUCUCAUCAACCACACUGUAUCUGUCAGCUGUUGUCUUGAGCGCAAGUGCCAAACCAGAGUGGGCAUAUUUGCUAUAUAAUGGCAAACAUUUUUUGUGACUAAACCAUCAGUAGAGUUGACAAUUAUGUUCUAUUUUUUAUUCAGUACAUGGGAAUUUAACUGCAAACGUUAUUUUUAUGUGUAUUACAUCAUCGUGCACAGUUUUUUUUUAUCAGCAACGAGAACAUUUGUUGGAAACACAUCUCUGGUGGUAAAAUGUUUUAAUGAGGACUUUCACACGAAAAUCUGUCGCCAAUUGGAUGGAAACCUAGCUACUGAGAGAGUAAAUAUCACGCAGCUGACUUCUCAUCUCACACUGAUCCAGAACUAAGCCUGGGACUAGAUCAGGAUAUGUCUGCAUUGUAACAUGCCUUCUGCUGCUGCUGCUGCGGAUGCUAUAGAUCUGGCUUUGAUCAUGUUUAAUUAAACACACAGUAAUAACAGCAUGGUUGGUCCGGCGACGCCCUCAUAAUUAUAGCAGAGAAACGUUUUUCAUGGCUGUUUUGAUUAACUGUGUAAAUCUAACACUCUCCUUAAAUAAAAGGCCUUGCUCUAA